Molecule: messenger RNA, 1565 nt
Organism: Pectinophora gossypiella (pink bollworm)
Lineage: Eukaryota; Metazoa; Arthropoda; Insecta; Lepidoptera; Gelechiidae
Product: B-cell receptor-associated protein 31
Exons: 1
Coding region: 339-1007 (222 amino acids)
Biological process (GO): endoplasmic reticulum to Golgi vesicle-mediated transport; intracellular protein transport
Cellular component (GO): endoplasmic reticulum; endoplasmic reticulum membrane
Source: RefSeq, a predicted model, not a curated record
GUAGGUGCAGUUUAUAAUUUUGAAUUAUAAUUUUUUUGUAUUUUUGAACCAAUUAAGGCAUAAAUGCCUUUUUUAAAAACUUAACUAUAUAUUUAUGUUUUGAAUAGUUUUAUUGCGUAAAUUAACGGAUUAUUUCGUGGCCCCAUCCUACUGUUUGUUUUGCUAUUGGUACACGUCACAACGUCAAAUCGUACUUUGACACUUAUUUCUUCAUUUUCGUGACUCACCGUUAUUCUCGUCCAGAUUUACCUACAUAUUCUGCAACAAUUCCAUCAGGAAGUUAUUAGUUUCGGGUGCCGGCACACGUUUACAACAGUGCGUAACAAAAACACAGCAUCAUGAGUCUACAGUGGACGAUCAUCGCUACAUUCCUGUACGCCGAAAUAGCGUUCGUGCUACUCCUAAGUUUGCCGAUCGCGAGUCCGUCACGAUGGCAAAAGUUCUUCAGGUCGAAGUUCCUCGCUUACAUAAGCGGGCAGGCGUCUAUUUACUUCCUGGUGCUUAUUGGUGUCUUGGUACUAUGCCUGCUGGAUGCCAUCAGGGAGAUGCAGAAGUACUCAAACAUCGAGCCGGCGGAGCACACACAUCUGGACGCUGAAAUGCAAGGUAACAUGCGUCUAUUCCGCGCGCAGAGGAACUUCUACAUUUCUGGGUUUGCUCUGUUCCUGCUGAUUGUUAUAAGGCGAAUGGUGCAAAUGAUCUCUGAAUUGGCGACUCUGUUGGCGCAAUCCGAGGCUAACUUCCGCCAGGCGCAGAGUGCGUCUGUUGCAGCCAGGUCUCUGCUGGCUCAACAGGGGGCUGGCGACGAGGUGGCCAAGAAGGAGAUUGAGGAGUUGAAGACUAAAGUAUCGCAGCUAGAGAAAGAUUUGGUGAGGGAGAAGAAGGACAAAGAAGCUGUGAAAUCACAAGCGGAGAGCCUGAACAAGGAGUAUGAUAGACUGGCCGAGGAACACAGCAAGUUGCAGAAGAAGCUCACAGUGGCUGGUGGAGACAAGAAGGAUGAAUAAGUGCUGUUUAGGGUUUUGAUCAUAGUAUUUUCUCAUUUUAUCAAUUUAAACUUAAUCUAUAAUCUUUUAAAACAGGAUAUGCGUAAUAUACAGCAUGUCUUGAAAUGGACAGCAACAGUCAAAAUGAAAAUAAUAUCAGAUCUAAAAAAAAACUACCAACUUUACAUACUAACCAUCAUGCACCUACCAUACCUUUAAAAGUUGUUGGUCUUUUAUAUGAUUAAUGUACCUUUGAAUUUAAAUACUUGUUGUGUGCAGGACACUCUGUAUACAGAUAAGAGUCUUAUAAUUACGUUGUCUUAUCAAAAAUAGCUCUUAUUAAUUGCAUGUAUUUACCUAUGAUGUAAUAUGUCCUUCAAGUGAUUCAUUCAUAUGCUUUGAACAAACUGCUUUAAGCAUUUAAAAUGCGAACUAUUUGCAUUAUAGUUGUAAGUAAACAGAAUCAUCAUUUAAAAAGAGAAAUAAAAGCCUAAUUAAAAAUAAAAACCCAAAUAAAAAAACAAAGCAUCAUUUGGCCAGUUACUUCUUAAGAUUUAAGCCAGAUUGUAGCUAAUUAUA